Molecule: messenger RNA, 3004 nt
Organism: Cokeromyces recurvatus
Lineage: Eukaryota; Fungi; Mucoromycota; Mucoromycetes; Mucorales; Mucoraceae
Exons: 3
Coding region: 131-2866 (911 amino acids)
Biological process (GO): nuclear division
Cellular component (GO): nucleus; cytoplasm
Molecular function (GO): mRNA binding
Source: RefSeq, a predicted model, not a curated record
GUUACUUUAAUUUUUUUUCUUAAAGAUUAAUUGAAUUAGCUUAUUGAAAUAAAGUAACAAAAAAAAAACUUUCAGGCUUUUUCUUAUUCUCUUACACACACACUAAAUAACGGUACACCUCUCUUUUAUCAUGACUUCUAACGAUUCUAUGGAAAACUUGCCUCCCUCUGCUAAAUUGGCACUCCUUCAUGCUCAGGCUGCUAUUCCUUCAUCCGUAGAAGAAGAUCCCUUUGUUCCUUCUCCUGACGACCCCGUUGUUGUCAUGGAUAAUACUGCUUAUGAACCACUUAUUGCUGGUGAUUAUCCUACCCCUAUUGGUAAGCCUAUUGUUCCUGCUCCCAAGAAAGAAGUUACCGUGACCAAAAAGAAUCUCGAUUUGAAUUCUGAAGCUGCUUUCCCUGCUCUUUCACCAUCUCCUCGUCCACCUGUUGUAUCGGGUGGUUGGUCAGCUAGUUCUCGUGUCAAAUCACCUCAAGCCAGUCCUAUCCGUAAUAGACCUAUGGCUCCCCCCGCUUCUGGUAAUGUCAAAAAAUCAUCUACUGCUACUCAAAUCACUGAUGUCCUUGAAUUGCCUGCUAAUCAACAAAUUGCCAACAUGCCCAAUAAGCCUCUUGGUUUCAAGAGCAAUGCUGAUGUCAUUCAACAAGUCAUCAAAAAAACUGGUACAAAUAUUAUUGCUUCUACAAAUCGCUCUGGUACAACAACUUUUCUUAUUCAAGGUGCUCCUGCUGAAGUUGCUAGAGCUAAGAAAGAAUUAAUUUCUGGUCUUGUUGUGAAGCGUACUAUUGAAAUUACUGUACCUGCUUCUACUCGUCGUUUCAUUAUUGGUGCAAAGGGCGCUACACUCAAGCAAAUUGAAGCUAAAUCAAAUACUCGUAUCAACUUUUCUCGUAAGGAUAAUGAAGAUGAAUCUUAUGAGGAAAACCCUGAUGACAUGGUUCCUGUCACCAUCAUGGGUGAUGCUACUGGUAUUAGAAUUGCAAAGGAAGAGAUUGAAAAAAUCGUUAGUGAAAAGACUUCUAAGCAAACAAUCAAGAUUGAUAACUUUGACAGUAAAUUUUAUCUUUUCCUCGCUGGUCCACAAAAUAGUAACAUCAAGAAAUUGGAAGGCGAAUUUGAUGUCAAGAUUCAUAUUCCUGCUGUUAUUGUAGAUGGUAAUACAAACCGUGAAACAGCUAUCUCCAUUUCUGGUGAUAAAGAGAAAGUCCAAGCUGCUAAACAAGCCCUAGAAAAAUCAUAUGCAGAUAUUGAGAACUCAAGUCGCACCAUUGCUAUUGCAAUCCCUAAACGUCAACACAAAUACCUUUAUGGUAAGAAUGGUGAAACUCUUAAAGAAAUUUUGAAUGAAUCUGGCUGUACUGUAGAAUUACCUCCUACUGAAGAUCCUUCUGAAAAUGUCACAAUUCGUGGUCUUGAUGCUGAUUUAGUUAAGGGUUUAACAGUUGUGAUGGAAAAGGCUCGUGCCGUUCAUGUGAGUGUUUUUGAUUUAACAGAAAAUUACAAAUCAUCUGGUGAUGCAUUGAAGUAUGCUCGCGCUGCUCUUAAAUAUCUUUUGGUUAAGAAGAGUUUCAAGAAAAUUGAAAAUGAUCAUAAUGUUCAAGUAAAUGUCCCUCAAGCCGAUGAACUUGACAAAUCUGUCUAUCUUGAAUUUGUCAGUAAAGCCGAAAAGGAUGCUGCUCUUGCUCAAUUAGCUGUCUCUAAACUCUUGAAUCAAUUAACACCCGAAGUCUUUAGCUAUGUUGAAGUUAAGCCUUAUCUCCAUCAUUAUAUUCAAAAAAGUCAUUACAGUGCCCUUGAGCGUAUUCAAUCUACACAUCAUGUCACUAUAAUUGUACCAAAUGAAGAAGAGAACUCUGCUAACAUCUUGGUUGUUUUUAGUGGUGAGGACAAAUCAAACGUAAAGGCUGCUUUGGAUGCUGCUGCUGAUGAAUUAAAUAAGAUUGUUAAAGACUGUUCAGAUUACAUUUUCAAGAGUACUUCUAUUCCUAUCAAGUUCCAUGAACUCAUUCGUGGACCUAAGGAUACAACCUUAAAUGCUAUUGUAGGUGAGACCGAUGCCAUCGUUCGUUUUGGUCCUAAUGAUAAGGUUGAGAUUCGUGGUCUCACCAAAGAAGUAAACCAAGUUACUGCUAAUCUUCAAAAAGCAUUUGAAGCUGUUCAAAAAGAAGAUUACACUAAGCCUUAUACAGAAGAGUUCUUUAUCCCUGCUAACUUUUCUGCCCACAUUAUUGGUAAGUCAGGAUCUAAUAUUAAUAAACUUAAAGAUGAUCUUGGUGUCAAGGUUGACAUUGGAGAAAGCAAUAAAACAGAAGAAAAGAUUGUUUCCAAGAACAAGAAGAACGUUACACCUGUUAAGGUUGUCAUUCAAGGUCCUAGAAUUAAUGUUGAGAGUGCUAAGGAACGUAUCAAUAGUCAAGUCGCAAGUUUGGCCGACCAAGUCACUCUUUCUCUCAAGAUUCCCAAGGAAUUCCAUCGUCAUUUAAUUGGUCCCAAUGGUCGUUAUGUUAAGAAACUUGAGGAUAAAUAUAACAUCUUUAUUAAGUUCCCUAAGUCUACCAAUCAUGAUAAUGAAAGUCCUAACACUAAUAAACCUGAUGAAAUCACAGUUCGUGGUGGUAAGAAAGACUGCCAUGCUGCUAAGGAAGAAUUAAUGGAAUUAUAUGAAUAUGAAAAAGAAGAACAAGAAAAGAGAAAGGAGAGAGAACAGAAGCAUAAGGAAUAUGAAGAGAAGCGUGCUGCUGAAGAGAAGAGAAGAGCCGAAGAAAAGGCUGCCAGAGAAGCUAGAGAAGCUGCUAAGGAAGCUGCUAGAGAGGCUAAAAGAGCUGAAAAGGAAGCUGCUGCUGCUGCUGCUGCUAAGAAAGAGUAAACCAAUCUUCCAUUUAUAUAUGUACAUAAUAUAAUGAAAUAUAUAUAACACGUACAUUUGUAUUUAGAUAAAAAAUAAAAUAAAAAAAAUAAACGUCUUUAUCAAGAAAAGGUUUUUAUUGUAAUUUCUAUCUUUUUU